AAAGAAGAGAGAAGAAAGGGAAACAAAAGCUAUCAUUUUUAAAGCAAAAGAGAGAAGAGAAAAAGAUAAUAAAGGGAGGAAUUCAAGGUUGAAGGAGGGUUUUCUUUCUUUCUUUCUCUUUUGGGGUAUUUUUUUUAAUCAGUGUGAAGAAACUGGAGCUGGCCAAUAUGUUGCAGACUGAGCAGCAGCCUCAGCAGAACAACCAGUUGACGGUUCAAAACUCUCUGAGCUUUAGCAGUCAUUUGUCUAAGGAAGAUGACGAGGUCUCAAAGUCUGCUCUUUCCACUUUCAGAGCCAAAGAAGAAGAGAUUGAGAGGAAGAAGAUGGAGGUUAGAGAGAAAGUUCAGCUUCAGUUAGGCCGUGUUGAAGAGGAAACUAAACGUUUGGCCAUGAUUCGUGAGGAGCUUGAAGCACUGGCAGAUCCUAUGAGAAAGGAAGUUGCUCUGGUCAGGAAGAAGAUCGAUGCAGUUAACAAAGAAUUGAAGCCAUUAGGACAUACUUGCCAGAAAAAGGAAAGGGAAUACAAGGAAGCCCUCGAGGCGUUUAACGACAAGAACAAGGAAAAAGUACAGCUAAUCACGAAAUUAAUGGAGAUUGAACAGCUGGUGAGUGAAAGCGAAAGGUUGAGGAUGAAUAAGCUGGAAGAGCUCAGUAAGAACAUAGAUUCAAUACAUUGAUCUGAAUCCUCAAGUUUUGUUAACUGAUUAGGUUUGUGUUAUGUAUUUAAGGUUUGUGUUACUUUUUUUGGGGUCUGGCUGUAUUGUAUGAUGUAUCUUUCUUUGGUUUUUUUUGGCAUUUGAUGAACCCUAGCUGAUGUAGAAAUGGAAACCCUAUAAACAGUUUAUUUUGGUUGGUUAGUGGUUGUAUCCAUGUUUUAAAGGAUACUUUUUU
Hibiscus syriacus is the source of this 891-nucleotide messenger RNA. Its product is annotated as probable DNA double-strand break repair Rad50 ATPase. The coding region runs from base 168 to 677 and encodes 169 amino acids. The transcript has 4 exons. The record is from RefSeq and is a predicted model, not a curated record. NCBI's taxonomy places the organism in Eukaryota, Viridiplantae, Streptophyta, Magnoliopsida, Malvales, Malvaceae.